This is a messenger RNA of Bacillus rossius redtenbacheri, 2566 nucleotides long. RefSeq names its product IQ and ubiquitin-like domain-containing protein. The record is from RefSeq and is a predicted model, not a curated record. The transcript has 4 exons. The coding region runs from base 441 to 2285 and encodes 614 amino acids. Gene Ontology annotation, biological process: cilium assembly. Gene Ontology annotation, cellular component: motile cilium; acrosomal vesicle. Lineage: Eukaryota; Metazoa; Arthropoda; Insecta; Phasmatodea; Bacillidae. Gene Ontology annotation, molecular function: protein binding.
AAAUAAAAUAUAUUUUUUUUGAAAAAAAAAAAAAAACUUUUAUAAUUGAAUGAUGGCAAAACCAGUGUUGGCUCAUCUUUUAAUGAGUUAGUUUGCCCUAUAGAGUUUAGUUCUCUCAUGCUUUUUGCUAUUAAAUGGGUAUGUCAAUUUUAAAUAAUAUCUGCAACAUACUUCAUACAAGUAAACUGGAUUUACUUGCUCUAUGCAAAAAAAAAAAUUGUUUGGUCAGUCUUUUAUAAGAAGAAUGUAGAAUCUUACACAUAAAAUCUCUAUGACUGGCAAUUUUAUUUUAAUGGGCCUUUCUAUUGAAUGUUUAUUAAAUCAGUGAAAUGUCUAUAAAUUGCCAGCUACUGUGCAAAACAAUAUGAGUUGGAUAUUCUUUGUGUUGAUGUCAUAGUUUCUGUCAGUAAAUAGUAGCUCAUGUACAUAGUAUUAAAAAAAUGGAAAAUCUUGAUUCUCCUGUGGUUAGUGAUGGUGGCAGCCUGGCGGAGAGUAUAAGCAACCUAGAAAAAAGAAUAUCUGAUCAAAUUUUACUCGCCGUGAACUGUUUUGGGGACAGUGAAGCGGAAUCUAACAUUCCGUCACACGUGCAGGUCUGGAUAUCGAAGAUCUUGGAGGAUCGGUCGUUAGCGGAGAUGGGCGAUGAUCUCUCCGACAUGGGACAGGACGAGGAUAGAGGCGCGGGGGUGGAGGUGGUGGACUCGUCCGUCAGGAAAGCCUUUCUGGGGGGCUACGUGCACAGGGGCACCGGGGCGGAGUACCACGACGCCUGCUCCCAGACCCAGCCGCCCGACCCGGGGCCCGGGACCACCACUCACCGCACCACCCAGACGUACACGUGGCGCGACCAGGGGCAGAACACCCUCUCCACGCGGUCCAUGCAGACGCUCAGGAGCGACCUGCACUCUCCCUGGGCGGGCGACCGGCUGGUCUCGCCCCAGCCGUACACCACCGCCGACGAGGCGGAGCGCAAGAUGACCCGGCUUUUGACGGAGAAGGCGACCGUGAUACAGAAGUACUUCAGGGGGUGGCUGGGCCGCAGAUACCUGGACCAGUUGAGGGAGAAGAAGAGGAGACGAGAGGAGUUGGAGAGGCGUGAGCUGCAGCUGAAGCAGAGGGAGCGGGAGCUGGUGUUGAAGAGAAACGUCAUUGCCGUGACGUAUCCGAAGAACAAGCAAGAUUUUGAAAUGCUGUAUGCAAUUUUAGAAAAAUGGAGGCAGGAUCAGGUCGCUCGCGCGGAGCAGAUGGCGACCGGCGCCGGCAGGAAGGCCAUGCUCUGGUUCCUCCUGAAGAAGCAGCUGCAGCUGAUGUCACGAAUAGAGCAGCUGUGGCGGCAGGCGGUGGCGGAGGAGGCCCGGAAGCCACGCCUGCUGGAUGCCACCACGGAGGUGCGGCGGUGGACGGGCUACAAGCGGCUGGCGGUGUCCAUGGAGACCCUGGAGGUGCAGCAGGCGUGGCAACUGCGCGAGCUGCACCGGGCGCUGGGCGAGGAUCUGGCCUCGGGGGAGCGUGCCGAGCUGCUGGUGUGCCUGAGGCAGGCCUUCUCGCACCUCGGCGGGGGCAGCGCCCGGGAGCUGGUGCGGCUGCUGGACCGGGAGUGCCACUUCCUGGCGAUGGGGCUGGGGGCCCCGCGACUGGCCGGCCUGCGCGCCCGCAUCGAGCAGGUGUUCCUCGACGUGGUCCGGGACCCGCGCGUCAACCCGCAGGUGGCGACACUGCGGGCCGCUGAGCAAGGCCGGGUCCCGCAGCGUGACGUGGUGCGCUGCGACCGCUGCCUCAAGUUCAAGCACUACUCCAAGUUCCCCCUCGGCAACCUCACGAAGAUGGUCAGUUGCUGCAGUGCCUGUCAGUGGCUGGAAGUGGCAGGGCGAACCAGGGUGGAUCUGGGGCCGUACCGUAACAUCGCCCGUGCUGUGAGGCGCGACGAGCAGAGACAGGCAGCUUACUGCUCCGUGGCCUUCGUCAUGAGCGACGACGACUUCUACCUGCUGGUGGACAACAUCUGGCAGGGACAUUCUGCCAUCAGCAGUUCUGGAGACUUGAAGCUGCUGAGGUUGUGUCGCUGGGACACAGAGAGCCUUUGGUCUCCAUGGAACUGUAUCCUUCUAACAGCAGAUGAAGCAAAGGCACACUGCAGUAGUAACUCUUCUCCUGGCGAAAUAUACGAGGAUAACUUCAAAGAAAAGGUUAUACACAGGCAUGCCAUAGCCAAGCUCCAAUUUAAACAUCUUGCUAGACAUGAUCAAGCUUGUCUGGAUACUCAAGAAACUGUCGGAAUUGACUGAAUUCCUGUGAACAUUCAUGUGUUACAAUAAUCAACUGUAAACAAUAAAUACAUACAGUAUGCACUUUUGCCAAAUAUUACAGAUUCUUCGUAAUUAACACAGAUUUAGACAUCUAGUUACAAUAUACUGAUGUUUACUGUGGAAACAGAGUAAGUAUUGUGGGUCUGUCGAUCAGCAUUGUGUAUGAUAAAUCUCGUGCAUUUAACUGGUUAACUAUUGGCUGCAUAUUUAACACAAUAAAUUUGGUUCAAUCCAGUUCAGAAUACUGAGUGUGCUAUAGA